Molecule: messenger RNA, 2046 nt
Organism: Pseudo-nitzschia multistriata
Lineage: Eukaryota; Bacillariophyta; Bacillariophyceae; Bacillariales; Bacillariaceae
Source: the annotation of a GenBank genome assembly
AUACAGUAACAUAUGAAAAGGAAAAAUGGAAUACAACCCCCGCACCGGAAAGCAGCAACCCCACUUUUCGACCAUCCUCGCAUCGCGGGGAAAAGACAACCAACCUUCAGGUAAGGCGAGAUUGAUCAAUAAUUGAAGGUUGGCUAACUGUAGCUUGAUAGAUGAUGAAUCAAUAGUUACUAGUAUUGUGACGCGAAACUUGUCGCAUUCUUCUUCUGAUAAUGUCCAUGUUUUCAUUCUCAYUUCUAAAACGUACGAAUUGAAUUCUCCUUUUGCUGCUUUCCUACGACACAACAUGAUGCAUCGAAAAGAUUUGGAAUUCGCUCUACUCCGCCAUUGCAAGCGUCUUAUAGUAAAGGGAAAGCCUCUUUCGGGAGCCCAUCUAUUGUUUGCGGCAGAACGAAUUGCGGUGCGAGCCUAUUAUCCAUGUGAUUUACAUGAAUUUCAAUCGCUAGAAGGAGAACACCAGUUGCUGCCUCAGAGAACAGUAGAGGCAACGAACAUCCGCAGUCAAAAAAAAAACGAAGCGCCACAAGAAAGUUCUAGCGAUAAUGACAACUUUGACGGCUUGUCGGCCUUCUUAUCGUCCUUUCAGCUCGCAUUCGUUCURUUCAUCCUUCCCUCAAGAAACAACCAUGAAACGAAGCACAGCAMAAAGGAAUGUAAGAACACCAUCACGAUCUCGCAACAACUCAACGAUAUCAAUUCGCAUUUCCAUCGUGCACAGCGUUUGGCAGUGUGUCUAGAACAACAGCAGCAGCRAAGCGAGAGUACGAACAAAUAUAAGACCCUGCGCGUGAUAAUGCUUCCAGAUACAGARUCAGCCGUAAAAAKCUUGAUUUCUAUCGCUAAUUCCAUAACACCAGAAAAGAAAGAGCAAAAGCGGAUGUUUUUUGAACGCUUGGCGGCAAACAAUUACCUGCCGAUUUCUUCCAUCGUCGAGCGCAAUGGCGACAAUGACAAUGCUGGUUGUAGUGACAAUGCCGACRUUGCCAUYGAGGUAGCGGCCGCUCGCCAUGCAGCAAGMGGAUUGAGAACCCUAGCCGAGGUCUUUGRCUGGCCCAUAGGGGAGGCGGACCAGCUYAUGUCGGAAAUGGGCACUCUUCGUGCCAUUGCCACUGCUUGCGAUAGAGAUCUCGAGGGGAUGAUUCCAAUCGAUCGCAGGACCYGCAAGGUUCUUAACAGUUUUUUCGGUACAUCGUCACCAUCGACUUUCCCGUUCCAAGCAAUAGCCUCAAACGGAGUGAGCAAAGAAGGAAUCAGACGAGAAGACCUCCAGCAGCAGCCUGCGAAGAUUGUGUUUACACCCGCUCAUAGAAGCAGUGUUGCUACAGAGCUCUUUCCUCGGUGUUCUACUGCAGCGACAGCUUUCGAGAUGUCCCCUCAGUCGUCAUCUUUGCACUCCCCGACAUGGUCCGGAUCGAAGGCAGAUCGAAAAUCCAAGGACCAAAUCUUUCAAAACAGAAUCGAAGAUCAAUUUUGGCAAGAAAACACCGGAGGCGGUUCUCUURUUUUUGAACCGAAUUGCACUAACGGACGGCAAGAAAUCAAAAUGCCAAGACAAAUAAAAGUGGUACAACCUUCGAUUCAGGCCRGAUACGACACAAUUCCAAAAUUAGACGGAGUUAGCUCAUCCUUAUUACGAUCGCCCUGGGAGGGUCUACCUGAAAGCGACCUUGCCGGAAAUAGAGGACCUCGCUCGUACUUACAUCUUCCAUUUAUUAGAUCACAAAGGCUCCCAGGCAACCAAAGCCACCAAACCCAAUUGGAUUGUAAUCACGAUCCAUACUACGUACCCAAAUAUAUGGGUGAUGACUCGCUGAGUAGUGAAGGACUCUUCGUUUCUCAUCAGCAAUAUCUGCCAACAGCAACAACUCGACACGAUUCGUAUCGAAAUGAUCAUUUACAACUACCUCCCCAACAUUUUCGACCCCUGCAUCAACGCCGGCGACAACAGCAAACGCCCAUUCCAUGGCAGCAAAAUCGAAACAACCAAUCCCGUUUUUCCCUCCAUUCCUUGAAUAACUAUAAAGGUACUGCAAAUGA